AUGUUAGGAAAAGUGCCCAAACGUUCAAUUGAGGAGUACCUGAUGUUCUUCAGGCAUUGCACCAAGAGAUAUGCAGCUCAGUGGCAGGUGGUGAUCAAAAGAACAUAUCCUUGGUUCCGGCCCGGAUACAGGCUGUUUGAGAAUGAGCCAGAAGAAGAAGCUGCCAUAACAGAUUUCAGGAAGAAAUUCUUGAGUGUAACCCUGCCGAGACACCUGCCCCAUGGAGGUGGAAAGCCUCCAAAUUAUCAUUUGGGGGCAGAAGUUUAUCAUCCCAACUUCUGCGCAAGACAGCUUGGCUGCCCUUAG
Messenger RNA from Prunus armeniaca (apricot), 306 nucleotides. The record is from the annotation of a GenBank genome assembly. NCBI's taxonomy places the organism in Eukaryota, Viridiplantae, Streptophyta, Magnoliopsida, Rosales, Rosaceae.